Molecule: messenger RNA, 1949 nt
Organism: Hyaloscypha bicolor E
Lineage: Eukaryota; Fungi; Ascomycota; Leotiomycetes; Helotiales; Hyaloscyphaceae
Product: alpha/beta-hydrolase
Exons: 7
Coding region: 210-1949 (579 amino acids)
Biological process (GO): proteolysis
Molecular function (GO): serine-type carboxypeptidase activity
Source: RefSeq, a predicted model, not a curated record
CGGAAAGAGUCCGCACCGGCGGAGCCGAAGAUUGGUCAAGAAGGUUGAGAUUGAUGCCUUUGUACCAGGAUUGUGGUUGCCUUCUUCAUCAUAAGCGCUUCGCCAUUUGUUUUUCUUCCUUUGGUCAAGGAAGGGACGGACAUGAACAGAGCUCUUGAGUUUCCCAGCUGCUUCUCUACUUGGGUCGUUCGAGAAUUUCUCUGUGAUUCAUGUUCAAUUCUGUCAGAGCUCGUGAGCCAAAUCUUCUCAAGAUGCAUUUCUCUAGAGUCGUUUCCGCUCUAGCAAUUGGAGCUGGUGUAGUAUCUGCCACUCUUUAUUCUGGCAGAAGCUUAAAGCAUGUUAGAAAAGCAGACAAGCACCCCGAGAUUGGACGAAGAGCUCCGGUGAUGCAGCAUUCUCGGCGUUCCACUUCGCAGUACUUGUUGAAUUCAGCAGCAAAAUACUCCGUCAAUGGCACUGCUAUCCCUGAGGUCGAGUUCGACAUCGGCGAGUCUUACGCUGGUCUGAUGCCUAUCUCAAAGACUGGCAAUGACAGCCAGCUUUAUUUUUGGUUCUUUCCCUCUGAGAACCCUGCAGCGUCUGACGAGAUCCUGAUCUGGCUCAAUGGAGGCCCAGGAUGUUCAUCUCUCGAAGGCCUUCUCCAAGAAAACGGCCCAUUCCUCUGGCAAUACGGAACAUACAAGCCCGUCCCGAACCCAUGGACUUGGGUCAAUUUGACAAAUGUUGUCUGGGUCGAACAGCCCGUUGGUACGGGAUUCUCUCAAGGCAUUCCAACAGCUACAAGUGAGACGGAUGUUGCAGAUCAGUUCUUGGGAUUCUGGGAAAAUUUUGUAGACACUUUCAGUCUGCAGGGUCAUAAAGUCUUCGUUACCGGCGAAUCUUAUGCUGGAUAUUAUGUUCCGUAUAUCGCAGAUGCUAUGCUAAACAAGAACAACACUAUGUACCACAACCUCGAAGCUACCAUGAUCUACGACCCCUCUGCAUCCUAUAAGGCAGUCCAGGAUCAGAUUCCGGCCGUCCAAUUUGUCGAUUACUGGAAAGGGCUUAUGCCGUUCAACGACUCUUUCAGCGCCCAACUACAUAGCAUGUCCGAUUCCUUCGCCUAUACCGACUAUUUGAGCACAUAUCUUACGUUCCCACCUCCCGGACCUUUCCCAACCCAACUACCUGGUACAGAUGAGGACGGAAACACUUUCGGCAAUUGCCAUGUGUUUGAUGCCAUAUAUAAUGAAGUAUUUUAUAUCAACCCAUGUUGGGACACCUAUCAGGCUCGAAGCUCUACGCUUCUCUUUAUGCUCGACUUUGCAGUGGCUACGACUUGCCCUGUACUUUGGGAUGUCCUCGGCUUUCCCGGGUCCUUUGGCUACCUUCCUGAAGGCACUAGUAUAUACUUCAAUAGAACGGACGUUCAAAAAGCUAUCAACGCUCCGAUUGGGAACUGGAACAAAUGUGCAAGCAUCAAUGUGUUUGUCAACGGUACCGACAACAGUCCUCCGUCGGGUGUGAGCGUUCUGCUAAGAGUCAUCGAGAGAAGCAAGAGGACUAUAAUUGGUCAUGGAGCGCUUGAUAUGGUGUUGAUCUCGAACGGCACACUUCUGAUGAUCCAAAAUAUGACAUGGAAUGGAGCUCAGGGUUUCGAAGUGAAACCCUCUGAUCCAUUCUACGUUCCCUAUCACCACGAUCACAGCCCAGCAACAUUUGCUGCGUCUGGCGUCCUUGGUACCACUCACACUGAGCGAGGCCUGACCUGGGUCAGCGUGGACCUUUCAGGCCAUAUGAUCCCACAAUAUGCACCAUCUGCUUCAUACAGACAUCUUGAGUUCCUAUUGGGGAGAAUCGACUCUCUCUCUAGCACAUUCCCUUUCACGACUGAUAGCUAUCCUCAACCUAACGACCCGUCACUUGGGAACGGGACUGCUCCUCCCACCAAGAAACUUCAACUCUAUUAG